Messenger RNA from Anneissia japonica, 1624 nucleotides. RefSeq lists its product as uncharacterized. The record is from RefSeq and is a predicted model, not a curated record. The coding region runs from base 1 to 1590 and encodes 529 amino acids. Lineage: Eukaryota; Metazoa; Echinodermata; Crinoidea; Comatulida; Comatulidae. The transcript has 3 exons.
AUGAAAAAUCGCAAGAAGAGGGUUCAGUUUUCGCUAAACCACAAUUUGCACCGAUCGGAAAGUUUGUCAAAAGACUUGAGGUUGUUGAGGUGCGAGAACUACGAGUUGGCGGGUCCGUACGAAUCACACGUAUUCGGUGAAAGGUAUGAUCUCAACAACUUCAAGGCACACGUGACCCUAACAGAAGGAAACUUUUGGGAUUUCUUGUAUUCUUCUGGAUGGAAUGACUUUAGUUCCAUACGUGUGACUGACGGAUCUUUAAUGCGUACUCUCCUCUACACUUAUUUCAUGCUGGAAUUAAACGAGAAACUUGUAUCCUAUACUACAGAGGUCUAUGAACACAAUAUCAGCACAGCAAUACAAGGUCCAAAGGUUCAUGACGAAAGUAUCAAGAUCACAUUUACAUAUUAUGGAAGGAAUAAAGCUUCGCUGCGGAAGAUUCUAGAACAAGAUGGUAUUAGGAAUCCACAAGUGCAUUUCUCGGACGAGCACCAGCGUGGCGUCCAUGGAAAACGGGUGCCCAACCUAACACGUGACAGCACACGUCGACGAUUUCCUUGUUCAAUGAACUGUGACCUACUUGCCAAUAGAGAUUAUUAUCGGCCCGAUUCAUCAAGUGUAGUUAUACCAGAAAACCCGCCUAAUUCACCCCUGUCUGAAUACCCGCGUCCAAGUACGAUGGAGAUGCUGCGACAAAAGAAAAUAGAACGUGUACGUGAACUCGCCAGUUGCAAGCAAAAAAAGAGAACCUUCAGUGACCUUCCGGUCAUAACGCAAGCCAGAAUAAAAAGGUCAUGUGAUGCAGAAAUAACCUCCAAUUUUGAAGUGGUCGGCACUAAAGUGGAACGAGACACCACUGAUGACAUCAUAAGUUGGUUGGAAAAUGAAAUUUCGAUCCAGGAGCCGAUAAUGAAAUCCGCCCUUCAGCUUCCAAAGAUCGAGGAAAAACAACCAAAAACAUCUACUUGCUCUACAAAUAAAUUUAAGCACCAUUCCUCCAGGAAACUUAAAUCACAGGUUCAUAUAUACAGGAAACAUUCUCCAAGACUGGAAUUUAUUAACGUUAUCAAUCGGAUAAAUGGGACAACUCCUACACCACCUGCGAGAGAAUCACCCCCUGCAACACCGGAAAUAUUUGACACAGACAAACUCAGAAUUAACUAUAGUCUGGAGCACAUAAGACCAGAAAUAGUGCGAAAGCCAACUAAUGUUAAACAAAACACUAGAGAAAACGACAUGGAAGUGUCGUUAAAGUUACCCGUACUGCACCAGAAUGAUUUGAAGGAACAUGGAAGUUACAUGCUCACAAAGCAAGACAGGCAGUAUCAACGGGACGAAGAUGUUGCAGCUAGUGGUGAUAAAUGGACAUGUGACCAUACCGAUGACUUGCUUGAUUCUGACGAACAGUCACGUAAGAUGCCCUCAGUUCCACUGGACGAGCUCUUUAAGGCUAGGAUACCGCAGGGGUUCGCAGAGUCUUGUCUGAACUCUGUAGACGAUUUUGUAGUGCGAAAAGAACAGAUCACAACGUCACGUCUGUAUGUGACCCUGACGACAAUUACAUUCAACAGAAUACCUAUUGUACCCUGACUAACCACUUAAAAAUAUGAUUUUAAGAAUUAUA